AUGAUUCAAUGCGUUGGAGAAGAAGAGCUAUUGAAGCAAAUUGAAAUGAGUGAAGCGAUUAGAUAUCCAGUUGUACUAUUCGGCAACAAGGGAAAGAGCCAUUUACUAAGGAAGUGUGUGAAAGACAUUCAUUUUGUGGAUACCAGGGAAAUUGCAGAUGUGAAGAUGUUGGGAGGAUUUUGGGCAUUCGAUGACCACGAAAUCGUUUUUGUAGAGGGCGUGCUGGUUGAAGCAAUGAAAACAGGCAAGAAACUUUGUUUAAAGAGGAUUGAUGAAAGUAUAGCAGUACAACAGUAUUUGAUGCCUGUUGUGAGUGAAAGAAGCAUUAUGUGCAACAAUGGAACUAGAAUUACAGCACAUGAUGAUUUUAGACUGUUCUUUACAGCAAAUAGUCCAUUCAAAUACAGAAAUGUGAAUUUUAUUGGACCAAUAAUGCAUAAGAUGAGCGAGUUUAAAAACCUGAUGAAUUUAUGCAUAUUAGGAAACAAAAGUGAACGAUGUUUACGAGAUAGUGGCACCAAAUGCAAUUUAACUUGUCUCAAACCAGUUGAUUGUAGUUGUAUUGAAGAAGGAAGUGAUGUAGUUCUCUGUAACGAACACUUCCUGAAAUAUGUGAGAUUUUACAAAUUAGUCAAGAAUCUUACAAAAAGCAAGGCAGAUAGAGCAGUAUACUACCAGGCAAUUGUCAACACUUUCUUAUUGCACGAUUCAUUGGAGAUCAAAAAUGAAUUAUACGUUGAAGAUGAAAUCAGAGAAUAUAGGAUCAAUUUAGCAUUGACACAGAGCAUUAAAGCAGCAUUUGAUGCUAUUGAAUUCAAUGUAAAAACAAAGACACCCACUCUACUAAUUGGUGAGACUGGUACAGGCAAAACAGCAUUGAUUCAGGAAAUAUGUGCAGAGAAUAACAGGAAACUCUCAGUGAUCAAUAUGUCCAGUGAUUUUGAUGGAUUUGAGCUCGUUGGUGGGUUUAAGACAUUUGAUUUCGACAAAAAGUUUCAGGAAAUCACAAAAACAUUCAAGCAGAAAUAUCCUACGACAAUUAUAUCAGGAAGCAUUUGCUCACAGAUCAAACACAUGCUUGAAACAAUUAAAGAAGAAAGUGAUAUCAAAAAUGAAAUCAGGAAACUGGAUAAAAUCAGAAAAAACAAAAUCUGUUUUGAAUUCAAGAAGGGGAAGUUAGCACAGGCUAUGAAAUCCGGGGAUUGGAUUUUGCUCGAUGAAAUCAAUUUGGCACCUGAGGAGACCUUGAAGCUGAUAGAAAGUAUAGCAAGCAAAAGAUUCCUUUUAUUGCAGGAAUCAGGAGAAAUAAUCGAAAUGCACGAUGAUUUCAGGAUAUUCGCAUGCAUGAAUCCAUUUGGAGACUACGGAAAGAAACAGUUUCAAACAAGCGCAUUCAACACCGUAAUAUUUGAAGACUUCUCAAAUAACCUGGAAGAUAUCAAAAUGGUAUUUGAUCAUCAUUGUAAUACAGAAGUCAGUAAGAGCAUUUCCAAUGAAAUAUGUGAGUAUUUCUAUGCCGUAAAGCAGAAUAUCACCAAGAAAGUCUACUCAAACAUGUUGGAACCAGUUGUAACAGGUAGAACAUUUUGUAGAAUCAUCAAAUCGCUAAAUCAAGGGAUAAUCACAACUGAAUCAGUUUUCAGGUGCUUCAACCUACUGGUUUUCACACAACUCAACUUGAGUUCACGUGCAAUGGCAGUGGAACUGUUUUCAGAGAUGUUUGGACCUGUUGAAAUCAAAACAGAAAGGAUCCAAUUGAGUUCAACUGAAUACGUUCUGACACCACAAACAGAAAUUAUUUUGAGUGAUUUGAUUGCAGCAGUGGAUUUAAAUUUGCCUGUUUUGUUACAGGGCAACACAUCAACAGGAAAGACAAGUAUGGUUUAUGCAUUAGCAAAAGAAAGAAAUCAAAAAGUAACACGCAUAAACAACCAUGAGGGAACUGAUGUUGGUGACUAUUUAGGAAUGUACAGGACAGUGAAUGGAUUAUUUCAGUUUGUCCACGGACCACUCAUCAAGGCAAUGAAAGAAGGAAACUGGAUUAUUUUAGAUGAGUUGAAUUUGGCAGAAUCAGAUGUAUUAGAAUCACUCAACAGGUUACUAGAUGAUAAUAGAGAAAUAUAUAUCCCAGAAACAGAGGAAAUAGUGAAACCACACAUCAGUUUUAGGCUAUUUGCUACCCAAAAUAUCGCAUAUGAAGGUAGAAAAGGUCUUGCAAGAUCAUUUAGAAAUAGAUUUGUUGAAUUGAUGUUCAACGAAAAGGAUGAAAACGAGAUCAGGAUAAUAAUACAGAGGUUGUUCGUGCUCCCAAAAUCAUUUAUUGAUUUGGUUGUUGAGACGUUCAAGCAAUUGAUUACAUGUGAUGAUCUCACAUUACAAACCAAAGUGACACUAAGAGAUGUAUUGAAGUGGUGCAAUAGAAAGCCAACUACUCACGAGGAAUUGUUAUUGCAUGGUUUGGAACUAUUCACAGAGCGAAUAAGGUCAAAGAGAAACACAGUUUUUGAUGUGUUCAACAAGGUGUUUGGGAAAAAGAUAAAAGCAGAUAAUUUGGAGGAUUUCUACAAUGAAAAAUGCAUCCAGCAAGUUACAGGCAUUUCAAAUGAUUUGGUUAUCACGAAAUCAUUCAGGAAACUGAUUCACCUAGUAAGUAACGCAUGGAACAAUAACGAAUCUGUUCUUCUGGUUGGAGAGACGGGAAUUGGUAAGACAUUGAUUUGUGAUUAUGUUGCAAGACAGUGCAAUAGAAAACUGAAAACAAUCAACCUGUCAGAGAACACUGAUGUAAGUGACUUUCUGGGUCAUUUUGAAUUCAAAGAUGGUGACAUCAAAUGGAAUAACGGCACCUUAGUUACAGCAUUAGAGAAUGGUGAUUGCUUUCUGAUUGAUGAAAUCAACUUAGCAGAUGGAUCAGUUCUGGAAAGAUUGAACAGUCUGCUAGAAACAGAUAGAUCUCUAUUUAUACCAGAGAUAAAUAGGCGAUACACAUUUCAAAAUGCCAGAAUCGCAGCUACAAUGAAUCCAUCUGGAGACUUCGGUAAAAAAGAGUUGUCACCUGCAUUUAGAAACAGAUUCACUGAAAUCUAUUUCACGUUGGAACCAGAAGAAAAAAUUGAAAUAUUCAGGGAGAAAUGCAGAGAUAUUCAACCGUUUAUUGUAGCGAAUGAAAUUGAAAAUGAACUGAUGGAAAUCAUCAAGGUAGUGAGUGUAAGAAAAGGUAGCAUGGUUGUUGAAUACCUGAAAUGUGUCAAUAACACUGAUAAUACGGUUGUGAUGAAUGCGAAUAAGUUAAGACAAGGAUUGCUACUAAAUGAAAUCUAUGAUCUGAUCAAUAUCAGACAAUCUGAGAAUGUGGCAGAAUACAGCCUAAAGAUGCUAAAGAAAUCAGAAGACAAACACUUUCUGUAUUUCAAUGCAACCAACAGAGUGUUUAGAACAUUUCUGUUUGAUAUGGGCGUGCUCUUAGUUGGUUUGCCAGGAACAGGAAAGACGUCAUUGAUUGAGAACUUGGGCAAAAUGUGCGGAAAGAAGGUGCUUAGGAUCAACUUAUCAGAAAACACGGAAAUUGAUGAUCUAUUGGGCACAAUGGUUUGUAAGGGCAACUCGAUUUGCUUCUGUAAAUCCACCUUGGUGAAAUAUCUACAAAGUGGUGAAUGGAUCAUUCUUGAUGAAAUCAAUCUGUGUUCCCAAAGUGUGUUAGAAGGAAUGAACUCCAUUUUGGAUUACAGAAAAUCAAUAACAUUAACCAAUGGUGAGGAAAUCAAGGUGCAUGAGAAUUCUAAGAUCUUUGCAACAAUGAAUCCUAGUGAAGUCAAAGGAAGAAAGGAGCUACCAAAGAGCUCUCUGGAUCGAUUCAUCAUCGUGAAACUGGAGGAAUACAAAGAUAAUGAGAUCAAUGAAAUAUUAAAGGCGCAAUUUGGAUACGAAUUCACACACAACAAGAAGUUGAGUUUGAGAGAAAACAUCAAAACGAACAAAAUGAGACAGAACAAAUUGUACGGUGCAGUUGUAAGCAGAAUUAACAGUGGUUUUUAUGCAGAUGAUCGAGUAUUUAUGCUAAAUGACCUGUGCAUAGAAUACAAGGAAUUGGACAGAGAAUUCUGCAUUGUUCAUAGUCAGAUCAACGCGCUCUACGAGUUGUUACAGUGUAUUCUGAACAAGAUUCCAGUUAUUUUGAAAGGUGAAUUUGGAAGAAGGAACAUGAUCAGAUUUAUUGGAAAGUUAUUUGGAUUGGGAAUUACAAACAUUUACUGCUCUAAGGAAACAGAUAUCACUGAUUUAUUGGGUGGAUAUGCUAAGAACAACAAUACGGAAGAGACGGCGGAAUUGUUUACCUGGAAAGAUUCAUUGUUGGUUGAUGCGAUUCAAAACGAAAAUGUCGUGGUGUUUCACAACGCAGAAAGCGUAGAGAAAGCAGUUUUUGACAGAUUGAACUGUCUGUUUGAAUUCAAGAGCACGUUGAAUGUGUAUGAGAGAAGUAUUGAAACUGAGAUAGCUGUGAACAGAAAGUGUGUGUUUGUGCUAUUUGCAGAUGACGAAAUGGCAUUUUCAGAGGCGAUUAGAGAUAGGUGUCAUGUCAUCAAUCUGUGUGACACGUAUGAUUACGUUGAUUUGUUGAAGAUCAAUGUUCAAGGUACCAGUUUGAUUGGUUUUGCUGAUGUACAGAAAUACCAGAAUGGGAUGGAAUGGGAUCGAAUUGAUCUAGAAAAGUGGAAAAGGUAUCAAAUAUGCACCGAUAUAAUCCCAAAUCUAAUCAAAGAAUCUGAUAUACAGAAUUACGUCUGCAUUAGAAAGAAUGAUAUCGACCAGAAUCAAAACACCAAAUACAUUGAUGUUUAUGAGCAGCUGAUUCAAUUCAAGGAUACAAAAGCAUAUGAAAUAAUCAGGUUGUUUGAAGAUGAGCAAAAUAUGCUGAAUUUCAAUUUGAGUGAAUUUAACUCAGUUGAAUUGAAGAAGUUGAUGAUCAGAAACCUAAAAAACAAGAAACUGAAAGAAAUGAAAGAAUUCAAAGAGAAAGUUGCAACGGUUAUUGGAACAAAAUGCUUUAUAUUGAGUGACAGUGUAACAGAUGAGAUUAGAGAAACCAUCAGGUUAUUGAAGGCGUGCAUUUCAGAACAGGUUGAUCCAGCAUUAGUGUUCUACAAGAACAUGAAGAACAAAGCAGCUAUGGAAGAAAACAACAUCAUUGAUCAAAUCAAUAGUGAGCUAGUGAAAUGCUAUAAGUACAAUUCAGGUGAUAUGACAAAAUUACAGGCAUUGAAAAGAGAAAGAGAGAAUAUCAAUGCAAAAUACAGCAAGGUGUUAUCUGGCAUCAAUCCAAACAGGGAUUUCAUGGAGUUCAUCACAGCAAUCAGUAGCAACAAUUUUCCAUCAGAAUUCUUUGGUGGCAGAAUGCAGCGUAUCAGAGAUAACUUUGAUGAUUGUGUUGUUCUAAUGGCACUUGAAUCAAUUCAAAAUAUCAGAACAGACAGCCAACCAUCAGUACCUGAAUUCAAUUACAACGAGGCCGUUUUACAACUUGUCAAAAACAAGCAAAUCAGAAAGUGCUCAAGACAGGAAUACAACAAAUACAGUUACAAUCUACUUACAAAUCAGUCAAAUGAAACUAGUACAGUAUUAUAUGGAGCAAUUUGCAACAAUAACAUCACAGUUGACAUCAAUAUAAUCCCAUUGAUUUUCGUAUGGUUUGAUGAUGCUGAUUAUGAUAGAACUCUUCUAAAUAUGAUCAAGCAUGAUGAUAAUACGAUCAGGGUAAUAGAAACAAGAUCAGACACAAUUACAAUCAACUAUGAAGAAUUGAAAAGAGUAGACGGUUUCGAAACAAUUGGAGAACUAAGUUGCUUUACUACACCAAGUGAAAUUGUAGAAUAUUGCAGUGAAAACUCCCUAUUCAAUGACAAAACAGAGAAGCAAUUGAUCGAUAUCCUGAUCAAUAGGAAGAAUGUUGCUGCUAUGCUAAAGAUUGAACCAAAUUACAACUGGUUUGGAUAUUUGAAAUACCACAAAGUAACACAAGAAUACUUCUACAAUAGCACAGUCUAUGAAUUCGUAGAGAGACUAUUCUUUGUUAAGGAGUAUUAUGGAAUGUUGAUCAAUAAGAAAGGUACUGAAUGGUUGGAACAAUACAACAAAAAGCACGAAUUGUAUAAUUGGAUUGCACUGAUGGAUGCAUUUGAUCUGACUAGAAUGAAAGAGAAUAAGGAGAGUGAGUUAUUGAUCAAGUUAAAGAGAGCAACAAUUCGAACAUUCAAAAGGUUCAAUGAGAUUGUGGAAAGUUAUCGAGGUGGAUUCAUGUUACAACCAGUGACAACUGUAAUGGAUGUGAAGAUGAUCAAACAGGAAAUGAGUGAAUGUUGUGAAAACAACAAGAGCAAAACAGAGAGUGAAUUCAGAAAGGCAGUUGAAAGAUCAAUCAAGAAUACGAAAUUGUGUGAUUGUAAGGCAGUCGAUCUGAUAAUCAAAGACAAUUUGUAUGAAUCAUUCAUCAACAAAUUGCAACUGCCAGAAGAACCAGAGACCAACCUGGCUGAAUAUUUCAUGAAAAGAGACAAUUCACAGCACAAUUUGAAAUACCUGACAGCAGUUGCAAAACUGAUCCAUAUCUACAACCAGAAUAUUGAACACAUAAAGAAUGCAGACAAAUCAAACAGAAUGAUCAAAUAUGCUCUAUGCAACGAGAUCAAAUUGGAUUAUCUGUACCUGAUUUACAAAAUCAUUAAGGAAUCAGUUUCAUACACAGAAGAUCAGGAAGAAGGAGAAGGAAUAAAGAACUGUAGUGAUGAGAUUGAGCAAAAUAAGGAAGAGAAUGAUUUGAAUGAGGAUGAAAUAAACGAUGAAUACGAUAAGAAUGAGAGAGUUGAAGAAGAAUCCAAUGCAGAUGAAUUAGACAACAAAGGCAAAGCUGAUUACGAAGUAGAAAGCGAACAUGAAACAGAAAAAGAGGAUCUGAUCGAAGGAAGUGGAGAGAGCAAUGAAACAAAGGAAGAAAACAAUCAGUGCGAAAGAAUGAUCGAAGAUCCAUCAGGUAUCACAGACACUGAUAUUGACAAUAAUGACACUGAUAUUGAUGAUGAAAUCAGUGGAAUAUCAGAGGAAGCAGAUGAGUCUCAUACUACUGAACAAUCUGUCACUAGAUCAAUAGAGCAGGAACAGCAAUCCAAUCUACCAGCAGAAUACGCCUACAAAGACUACACCAAAAUCAAUAUGGAUCAAACUUGCAACAAUGAAACAGAUGAAUUUGAUGACCUGAGAAUUGCAGCAGAAAUUGGAACUAAAAAUGAUUUAUUGGAAGCAGUUGAGAAUGGUACAGAAAUAGGAAAAAGAGAGGACGAAGGAAGUGACGAUAAGGCAACUAACAUCAAGAGUGCAACAAAGAGACUGAAAAUCACGGCAGAAAACAAGCAUUGUAUAAAACUGAUCAAUUUGAUCAGAACUGUCCUUGAAACCAAUAAAAACAGCAAAUACCGCGGCAAUUUCAAAACAGGAAAGAAGCUGAGCAUGAAAGCUGUGGUGAAUUACAUUGCAAGUGGAUUCAGCAAAGACAGAAUUUGGAUGAGACGAGCCCGAAACCAGUUCAACUACAAUUUCAACAUCUUCAUCGACAACAGCAAAUCAAUGGACAGCCACAGCCUGGUUGAUCUGCUUGGAGCAACACUCAACAAGAUCAGCACAUCAUUCCGCUGCCUUGGAAUUGAUCUCUCUCUGUUUCGAUUUGGAACUGAUCUCCAGAGACUCCACAGCCUGGGCGACCUGACAUUCUCAGACGAGUCCACCAAUGUCCAAUUCAUCGACGAUCCACAAUUUGCCUGUGACCUGAACAUCGUCCUCACUGACGGAAUCUUCAACUGCUCCCAUCGAGCCAACUUCGUUGCUCUGAUCCUCGAUAAAAACAGCAUCAGAAGAAUGGCCCGAAUCUCCCUUGUGAAUGGACGCAUUCUGAGAGAGAGCUUCCUGGGCACAUUUGGCCUAUUCCACACCGUGGUUGAGAAAGAGGAGGAAUUUGAAGAGAAGUUCGUUGGAGUCCUCAGACACCUCGUCGACAGCAUGCGCUUUAAUUAA
Enterospora canceri is the source of this 8058-nucleotide messenger RNA. NCBI's taxonomy places the organism in Eukaryota, Fungi, Microsporidia, Enterocytozoonidae. The record is from the annotation of a GenBank genome assembly.